Molecule: messenger RNA, 1447 nt
Organism: Ilex paraguariensis (yerba mate)
Lineage: Eukaryota; Viridiplantae; Streptophyta; Magnoliopsida; Aquifoliales; Aquifoliaceae
Source: the annotation of a GenBank genome assembly
AUGUUGGAGGCAACGGUUUCAUUUUCCGGAGAGAUGAACAUCAUUGUUGGACUUGAAGGUUCCAAUUUCUGGAGAGAGAAUGCGGGAGAGAGAGGGAUCGGGGAAGAGAAUGGGGUAUCGGACCUCUCGUCAUUGCCGGAAAGUUGCAUAUCGGAGAUCAUAUCCUUGACAUCACUCACGGACGCAUGCAGAGCAACAGCGAUCUCAUCGGCGUUCAAGUCAGCUGCUGAUUCCGACACCGUGUGGGAGAAAUUCCUGCCGUCUGAUUAUACGGAAAUCCUAUCGAGGUCCGUCACUCCGGUAGUAUACUCCACCAAAAAGGAACUCUACUUUCGCCUCAAUGACACUCCAAUCCUCCUUGAUGGAGGCAAUCUGAGCUUCAUACUAAAUAAAUGGAGCGGGAAAAAAUGUUAUAUGAUACGAGCAAGAGGGCUUUCGAUUGUGUGGGGAGAUACUCCACAGUACUGGAGGUGGACAUCUUUGCCUGAAUCAAGAUUUUCUGAGGUGGCUGAGCUCCAGGCUGUGUGUUGGCUUGCUAUUGGAGGCAAGAUGCAAACUCAAAUGUUGUCUCCAAAGACCAUCUAUGCAGCUUACCUUGUCUUUAAAAUUGGAGAGAAGAACUUUGGGCUUGCAGUCCAAUCAAAGGCAUCAGUUAGAUUUGUUGAGGAAAGCCAUGAAGGGGCUGAAGUUUUGAACAACACAGUUUACUUGGAAUUGCCUGAACGUAUCGGAGGAUUGCGUAGACGUGUAUCUAGACUACCUACUGGUUGGCGUCCACAGAGGAGAGUAGAUGGGUGGAUGGAGAUUAAGCUGGGGAGUUUUUUAAUGAUCAUGGAGAUUAUGGUGAGGUGGAGAUGCAAUUUAAUGAGAUCAAACAUGGUCAUUGGAAGAGUGGCCUCAUUGUUGAGGGCAUUGAGCUUCGACCUAAGGAGUAAAAGUAAAUUGAAAAGAUAAGCAUGCAUAAUCUAGUUCUAUUUUAUACCUGGUGUUGAAUCAUGUGGUGUUCAUUGUAGAAUAGGCAUGGUGUUUUAGGGUGAGAGACAGAUGCUAAUACGUUACCCUCUGGAACUUUUUUUCAUUUUCUUGUUACUCUUGCACUCUAUAUGCUUGUGGUUGAACUCUGCUCUAAUUACGGGCUUAUUUAUCUCGUACUUACAGUUGUUAAUUGAACUGAUUUUGAUCCUCAAAUGCUCUAUCUCAAGGGGCUCACUUUUUUUUUUUGCAACACAGAAGAUAAAAGAGAGUUUCAGAGGAGAAAAUUUGUGAUGGAAGAACUGUUUGGUGGAAGAAACUGAAUCGAAGCUUGAUCCUUCGUCGGUGCACCCAAAGCUUGGUAUAAUGCCAUGUCUACUUGUCUCUCCUCGACCUGGGGUGAUUGUACUUUGAAUCUCCCUAUCGCUUGUUUUUGGGUAAACCAUCGUAAUUUGAUCAUCAUCUAGGAACACAU